CAGGAGCGAAAGCCAGACAGUCAUUUUUUAGAACUACAAAUCCCAACAACCAUCUCCGAAUAGAACUACAGCGAGAAACAUGGCGGCCAUUGGUCGAUUUCUGAGGAACGCCUGGAAUAAGGAGCCUGUGGUGACAGCAGCCUGCGGCCUCGGAAUAUUGGCUCUCAUCGUGCCCGGGGUGAGCCCAUACACCAAAUACUCCAUAAUGAUGAACAGAGCCACACCAUACAACUACCCUGUUCCAGUACGAGAUAAUGGAAACAUGCCCGAUGUACCUGCUCACCCAUCUGACCCACAGGGCCCAAACCUGGAGUGGCUAAAGAAGCUGUGAAAGAAGUUUCCAUGAUUGUACAGAUUUCUCCUUCUCUGUUUCUCACCCCAGGUCUCAAUAAAUGGUUUAUUUAAAAAUA
This is a messenger RNA of Trichomycterus rosablanca, 410 nucleotides long. It is a transcript of the gene ndufa3, whose product is annotated as NADH:ubiquinone oxidoreductase subunit A3. Lineage: Eukaryota; Metazoa; Chordata; Actinopteri; Siluriformes; Trichomycteridae. Gene Ontology annotation, cellular component: mitochondrial inner membrane. The record is from RefSeq and is a predicted model, not a curated record. The transcript has 4 exons. The coding region runs from base 80 to 331 and encodes 83 amino acids.